Triplophysa dalaica is the source of this 5752-nucleotide messenger RNA. RefSeq names its product pyridoxal (pyridoxine, vitamin B6) kinase b (gene pdxkb). NCBI's taxonomy places the organism in Eukaryota, Metazoa, Chordata, Actinopteri, Cypriniformes, Nemacheilidae. Gene Ontology annotation, biological process: pyridoxal 5'-phosphate salvage. Gene Ontology annotation, molecular function: pyridoxal kinase activity. The coding region runs from base 199 to 1119 and encodes 306 amino acids. Gene Ontology annotation, cellular component: cytosol. The record is from RefSeq and is a predicted model, not a curated record. The transcript is spliced from 11 exons.
CUCACCAAUGAACGUCUCAGUGUGGAUGUCCUUCAUUUCUCUGUCUGGCUGCUUAACUUGCCAUCUCGGAUCCAAAUUCGCUAUCUAAAAAACGGGAAAAGAGCACCCCCGGAUUGCCGCUGCACAUCGCGCAGCCUCUCGAGCUCCUAAAUCGCGUGACAUUCUGGAGCGUUUAAAACAACUUUGACUGCGCGCGACAUGGAGUGCAGAGUGCUGUCGAUUCAGAGUCAUGUCGUGAGAGGAUAUGUGGGAAAUAAAUCUGCAUCCUUUCCCUUACAGGUCUUGGGCUUUGAGGUGGACUCUAUCAACUCUGUUCAAUUUUCUAACCACACAGGUUACGCUCACUGGAAGGGGCAGGUGUUGACAGCGGAUGAGCUUCACGUCUUGUAUGAGGGGAUCAAACUCAACAAUGUCAACCACUAUGACUACGUACUCACAGGUUACACUAGAGAUACAUCAUUUCUGGAGAUGGUGGUUGAUAUUAUACAGGAGCUGAAAAGAGCAAAUCCUAACCUUGUAUAUGUUUGUGACCCUGUGCUGGGUGACCACGGUUCAAUGUAUGUCCCACAGAAUCUGCAUCCAGUGUACAGGAAUAAAGUGGUGCCGGUGGCUGAUAUCAUUACACCGAACCAGUUUGAGGCCGAGCUGUUGACAGGGAAGAAUAUUAGCACAGAGAAAGAUGCUGUUGAGGUGAUGGAUCUGCUGCAUAAGAUGGGUCCAGACACCGUGGUCAUAACCAGCUCGGAUCUUCCCCCUCGUCUCGGAGACAGAUUUCUGGUGUCUUUCGGCAGUAAGAGGAUUUUGAUGCCAGACGGCACGAGGACGACCCAGCGGAUCCGAAUAGAGGUGCCAAAGGUGGACGCCGUGUUUGUGGGCACCGGCGAUCUGUUUGCCGCCAUGCUGCUGGCCUGGACCCACCAUUACCCAACAGACCUGAAGACGGCAUGCGAGAAGACUUUCUCAGUUAUGCACCAUGUCAUUCAGAGGACUAUCUCCUUUGCUCACGAGAUGGCAGGCCCCGGUAGAAGACCCAGCCCGGCCCAGCUGGAGUUACGCAUGGUCCAGAGCAAAGCCGACAUAGAAGAUCCAGCCAUAGUGAUGGAGGCUACGAUUCUAUAGAGCUGCCGAACAGCACAUCUCAUCCAAACAUCAUCCUCCGCUCACAACUGCACAAUGUAUAGAUGUUGUACAUUUUGAUAUGUAAUGUGACAUUGCCUUAGAAUCUCAGCCAGAGUACAACAGAUCCAUUUCAAGAGAUUCAGCAGGGUACAGCCAACCGAACGCGAGGGAGAGAGCAGUGACUCGCAGAGAGAGAUUUAUCGUGUUUCUUCACCUUUCUCUCUCUCUCUCCCUCUCUUUCUCUCAAAGCUCCUGAAGAACUCUGGUUCGUCCUGCACAUUAAGCCCAGACUCGUGACAUUUCCUGACCAGGUCAGUUAUGUACCUAAACUGCCAUUGACUUAGUGAGGACCAAUUCAACAAAAUGACAAUGUUUGACACAGUAUGCGUGGGAGAGACAAGAGUUGUAAAGAAAUGUCUGGGUCAUAUUUCACUUCAAAAUGUAAAGGAAAAAAAACAACACAUUUUAUUAGAUUAGAAUAGUGUCUGUUAACUGAAAUGGACACAUUUAAAGAAUUGUUGAUAAUUAUUGUGUAAAAAAUAUGUAAAGCAAAACAACAAUAAUGAUAUUUAAAUUGUAAAGUGUAUUUUUAGAGUACAGUUGAAAGUAUGUAUUAUGGUGUAGUAUUUGUUGUUCUGAAUUUAAUGUACAGCGAUUUAAAAAAAAAAAGAGUGUUUUAAUACACUGUCACAAUAAUGAGAAUAAGAUGCGAAUAGAUGAAAUUAAUUUACUCUGUAUAAAAACAAUUCCAUUGUUUUGUGGUUAAAUAUGACCUGGACAUUUCUUAGCCAUAAUUAUUGCACCAAACUUGAAAAGAUUUUUGUGGCCAAACUCAAAAAUAAGUCAUUAAGUAUGAUACAGACCCAAAGUCUAACUAAUGUGAAAGAGUCCAGUUAGUGUUAAAAUCUGCGUUUUAUUUGUUCUUGUUGUUUUUUUUCACUGAAAGGAGUUUUGUUUUUAAAAUGUGCUGCUGUAUCGUGUGACUUUGUUUUUAGUGAUAAGAUGAUGUACUGUAAUAUUUUUGGCCUUGCUCACGUUUAUGAUUUCCUUCUCCUUCCUUUGUUUUGAUUUUACAUUGAGCAUUUAUUAAUGCGCUACUUCAUUUCUCAUGUCAUUUGCAUACAUCAGUGUUACUAAUAAUGUCAUCUCAUUUCCUUUCAACUGAUUGUAUUUGCAUCGAUAAUCUACUUGUUUGUACAGGCAGAAGAAACUUUAAGUAGUUCAAAAUAGUUUUUAACUUUUUAUUUGACAGUAUUUUCAUAUCGCAAAGGAAACGAUUUGUAUGAAGUUGGCUUCGGGUGAACGUUUUAAAAUGCCUUGGAAGAAGUAGCUCUGUGUAACCUGUGCCGGGUGCUUCACGGUUACAAUGCUGUAAAACAAAAUAAAAGGCAAAUGAGUUAUACAUCUUAUCAGACUUGUUCUCCUUUAUUCAGUCCGUAAGGAUAUUCAGGCACCGGCUUGUGUUCUGUUGUGUGAUCUAGUUUACAUUACAAACAGCACUUUUGUAGAUUUAUUAACGCCCGUUAAUUACUUGUUUAGUGGAUUUCUGUUUUACACACCACUGAUCCUCCAACACAGUCAUGUUACUUUAUUCCAUCUGUUCAUUCUCUGAUCAUUUGACAUUUUCAUUUUUCUCAAUGGUGAUUUAUAUUACAGUAAAAACACUAUAAUGCAAUUUGUUCAACAACAACUCAAAUCACAUUCAGAUUCAAUAAUUUUGAUUUACGUUCACUUGUUCUUAUUCACAUUAAGAUUCACUUAUUCUGAACCGAAUUCAGUUUUUACUCACUCUGAUCAAGAUUCACUCAUUCUGCUUCACAUUCAGGUUAAUUCACUACGAUUACGAUUCACUUAUUUUGAUUCGUAUUCAGGUUCACUUGUUCUGAUUCACAUUUAGAUUCACUAAUUCUAAACCACAAACAGUUUUUACUCAUUUUGAUUCAGAUUCACUCAUAUGGUUCACAUUCUAAGUCACAUACAGGUUUACCAGUUCAGAUUUACAUUCAGGUCCAUUCUUUUAGUUAAAACGCACUUAUUUUGAUUCCAAUUAAGGUUCACUUGUUCUGAUUCACAUUUAGAUUCACUUAUUCUGAACCACGUUCAGUUUUACUCCUGCGUCACAUUCAAGUUUAUUCAUCAUGAUCAAGAUUCACUUGUUUUGAUUUACAUUCGGAUAUACUCAUUCUGAACCACAUUCAGAUUCACUCAUGUGAUUCACAUUCGAAUUCACAUUAAGGUUCACUCCUUCAGAUUUAGAUUCAGGUUCACUUGUUCUGGUUCACAUUAAGAUUCACUCAUUCUGAACCACCUCUAGUUUUACUCAUUCUGCUUCACAUUCAGGUUUAUUCAUUGUGAUCAAGAUUCACUUAUUUUGAUUCACAUUCAGGUUCAUUGAUUAUGAUUAAGAUUCACUUAUUUUGAUUCAAAUUCGGGUUCAUCGAUUUUGAUUAAGAUUCACUUAUUUUGAUUCACAUUCGGAUUUACUCAUUCUGAACCACGUUCAGAUUCAGUUAUUUGAUUCACAUUCGAAUUCACAUUAAGGUUCACUCGUUCAGAUUUACAUUCAGGUUCAUUCUUUUCAUAAAAAUUCACUUAUUUUGAUUGUAAUUUAGGUUCACUUGUUCUGGUUCACAUUAGGAUUCACUCAUUCUGAACCAUGUUCAGUUUUACUCAUUCUGCUUCACAUUCAGGGUUAUUCAUUGUGAUCAAGAUUCACUUAUUUUGAUUCACAUUCAGGUUCAUUGAUUAUGAUUAAGAUUCACUUAUUUUGAUUCAAAUUCGGGUUUAUCGAUUUUGAUUAAGAUUCACUUAUUUUGAUUCACAUUCGGAUUUACUCAUUCUGAACCACGUUCAGAUUCAGUUAUUUGAUUCACAUUCGAAUUCACAUUAAGGUUCACUCGUUCAGAUUUACAUUCAGGUUCAUUCUUUUCAUAAAAAUUCACUUAUUUUGAUUGUAAUUUAGGUUCACUUGUUCUGGUUCACAUUAGGAUUCACUCAUUCUGAACCAUGUUCAGUUUUACUCAUUCUGCUUCACAUUCAGGUUUUCUCAUUCUUCUGACCCACAUUCAGUUUCGCUCACUGUGAUUCACUUUCAGAUUCAUUCGUUUUGGAUUUGGAAGUAAUCUAACCGCAAGCUCUUCCUUUUCUUCCUUAGCAAAAAAUGAUGGCCAUGUGCAGGACUAAUCAGGGGUCGGCAUUGCUCCGAGGGGCACAUGCUUCAGCAUUUCAUUAGUUAUAGAGCUUUUAUCUAACUUCUUACGUGUACUUGUACAUUUUUAGUGAGUGUAUGUGUGUGCGAAGUGUACGUGUGAACGACAAAGGACGGUUCUAUUGUGAGUGAGAGUAUUUGUGUUACUUAAAGGAAUAUGAGGGUGUAAGGGGGAGGGGGUAGAUAAAAUAAGGAAAGCCAAGAGCUAGUCUUUGUGAACGUGGACAAUGAGCUGAUACACAGUUGAUUAUGACAUCACUGUCUUGGUAAGAUAAGGGGGGCUUAAAAGCAGAAUUCAAAGAUGCAUCUCGCUCUCGUAGUGGGCAGCCAAAUAUUUUGACUGUUAUCACAGUGAUGUCUAGUGCAUUCCCUGAGGGAAGUUAGAAAUUUUGGGUGACCUACAACAUUUUGUUUGUUUCUGUAUACAUAAAGUAUGUAAAAUGUAUAUUGGUCUGUGAAAAUUGUGUGUUGUCUAUUGUAAGACUGUGGAUCAACGAUGACCAAAUGAUGAUGAGCUCCAUCUAGUGGAUGGGAGCUUAUAUCGCCCGGGCCCACCUACCACAACUCACUCCAUGAACAAACUGCCAUAUAGACGUUUCGUGUUUUAGAUCCUCUAUAAAUGAAUUCCUGGUAGUUCCUUGAGUUAAUAUUUAAAGUUUUAGCUGCCUUCCAUUGCAAGGCUUGGAAGUAGUCCUGCCUUACGAUAUGUACAAAGCACAUUUAGAUGGAAUAUCAGUCUUACUAGUGCUCAGAAACAAAUAUUCAUGUUAGUUGUGACUUGGCUCCGAUUCUUAAACCGUUUCAGUUUGUUUUUGUGUUGUUUAACAGAUCGAGAUACAAGACAGAACAGCAUCGAGGCGUUUUAAUAAGAGUAAAGCAAGAAAAAAACUAUGGACUAGAAAUGUCUUGAAUCUCCUGUGAAAUCAUCAUCUUGAGUAAAAUGAGUGUUCAGAUCACUGUGCUUGCUGUAAUGUACUCUAUUCUCUUCCUAGAAUAUUAUAGCAAGAGUACACAAAGUCACAGUAGUCCUCCUUACAGAAGGGCAGAUAGCCCCAAAUGUGAAUUUCAAUGACAUCAUAAUGGGCAGGGUGACAUGUUGCCAUGGCAACGAUUACAGGCAACAUUCUAUUCCUCUGUAAAUACGUGUGUUCUAGUGACACAUUAACGUUCCACACUUCAUUUGGGUUCCCUACUUGUUCACAUGGUUGGUGUCAAAAAACGCUUUUAUUUGCUAACGGUUUCCUUUGUGAAUGGGGUCAGAAAAGAUGAUAAAAAAUAAAUGUUUGGUAAAGUUUUUAGUGCUUUGGUUUCAUAUUCGGAACAUUUUAUAAUAUGUAACAAACAAUAAAGAUUGUAGUGUACAAAUCAACAUUUAUAAUGUAUGUAUGUUAUAAUGCAAUAAAGAAAACAAUCUAUUAUAUUAAA